Messenger RNA from Plasmodium gonderi, 3645 nucleotides. Its product is annotated as calcium-transporting ATPase. The transcript has 3 exons. The coding region runs from base 1 to 3645 and encodes 1214 amino acids. Gene Ontology annotation, molecular function: ATP hydrolysis activity; P-type calcium transporter activity; ATP binding. Lineage: Eukaryota; Apicomplexa; Aconoidasida; Haemosporida; Plasmodiidae. Gene Ontology annotation, cellular component: membrane. Gene Ontology annotation, biological process: calcium ion transmembrane transport; intracellular calcium ion homeostasis. The record is from RefSeq and is a predicted model, not a curated record.
AUGAAGAAUGUUGUGAAGUAUGCGCACGUGCAUAACGUGGAAGAUGUGCUAAGGGCAUUGGACGUGGAUGCCAACAAAGGAUUGGUGAAGAGCCAACUGGUAAAGAGGAGAGAAAGGUAUGGAUUGAAUGAGCUAGAAGUAGAGAAGAAGAAAGGAAUUAUGGAAUUGAUUCUAAAUCAAUUUGACGACCUGUUAGUGAAGAUCCUUCUGCUUGCAGCGUUCAUAAGUUUCGCAUUAACAUUACUAGAUGUUCAGAAUAAUGAAGUUGCUAUUUGUGACUUUAUAGAACCGCUAGUCAUAGUAAUGAUAUUGAUUCUAAAUGCAGUGGUGGGGGUAUGGCAAGAAUGUAAUGCAGAAAAAUCUUUAGAAGCACUGAAGCAAUUACAACCAACAAAAGCAAAAGUUUUAAGAGAUGGAAAAUGGGAAAUCAUUGACAGUAAAUAUUUAACUAUUGGAGAUAUUGUUGAAUUGAGUGUAGGAAAUAAAACUCCAGCAGAUGUAAGAAUUAUUAAAAUAUUUUCAACAAGUAUUAAAGUGGAACAAAGUAUGUUAACUGGUGAGUCAUGUUCAGUUGAUAAAUAUUGUGAACAGUUAGAUGCAAGUUUUAAAAAUUGUGAAAUACAAUUGAAAAGAAACAUUUUAUUUUCUUCUACGGCUAUUGUAGCUGGUAGAUGUAUAGCUGUUGUAAUAAAUAUUGGUAUGAAUACAGAAAUAGGGAAAAUACAACAUGCAGUUAUCGAAUCAACAAAUGAAGAUACUGACACACCUUUGCAAAUCAAAAUAGAUUCAUUUGGAAGACAGUUAUCUAAAAUUAUUUUUAUCAUCUGUGUAACUGUAUGGAUAAUCAAUUUUAAACAUUUUUCUGAUCCUGUCCAUGGUUCCUUUUUAUAUGGCUGUUUAUACUACUUUAAAAUUAGCGUUGCUUUGGCUGUCGCAGCAAUUCCAGAAGGAUUACCUGCCGUUAUAACAACCUGUCUUGCCUUAGGGACUAGGAGAAUGGUUAAGAAAAAUGCUAUUGUUAGAAAAUUGCAAAGUGUUGAAACUUUAGGUUGUACAACAGUUAUAUGUUCAGAUAAAACUGGAACUUUGACAACUAACCAAAUGACUACUACUGUAUUUCAUUUGUUUCGAGAACCCAACACACUGAAAGAAUAUCAGUUGUGUCAAAAGGGGGAAAUCUUCUUUUUUUAUGAAUCCUGUCUUGCGAAUGAUGAUGUUGAAAAUGAAUCAUUUUUUAACAAUCUCAAAGCGGAUGGAGGAAAUAACGACAAAGUUCUAUAUGAAGAAUCUUCCACGUCUUCUAAGAAUAAAAAAUUAUCAAAUACAAAUGUGACCUAUGAAUAUGGAGAAAGGGAGGAAGAAGAAGAAGAGGAAGAAGAAGUUGGCGAUUUUGAUGAAUACCUGAUGAAUAACGAAACAGAUAUGCCAUUGAAGCAUAUGCAUACUAAUGUAAAUACAAUUAUAAGCAGAGGUAGUAAAAUUUUAGAAGAUAAGAUUAAGAAAUAUUCCUAUUCAGAAUUUGAUUACAAUUUUUACAUGUGUAUGAUAAAUUGCAAUGAAGCAAAUAUUUUUUGUAAUGAUGAAAACGAAAUUGUGAAGAUUUUUGGGGAUAGCACUGAAUUAGCUCUUCUUCACUUUGUGCACAAUUUUGACAUUAGACCAAAUUCAACAAAAAAUAAUUCUAUGGCAGCUGAAUAUGAAAAAAGGGUUUCUGACAAAAAUAGAACCCAUAAGAAAGAUAGUGAAAAAUGUUCUACAUCUACGUCCUCCACAGGAGGAACAAUGGGGAAUAAUAACUCUUCCUAUAAUCAAUACGAUUCAUUGAAAAGCAAAAACGGAAAAGGAGUAGCAAACGGAAAGGUUGGAAGUACUGCAGAAAAUGAAGAAGAAGAAGACGAGGAAGAGAGUAAAAGCUACCCAAGUGAAUGUAUAGCUGCAUGGCGAAAUGAAUGUCAACUUGUCAAAAUUAUCGAGUUUACGAGAGAAAGAAAGCUAAUGAGUGUAAUUGUUGAAAAUAAAAAAAAAGAUCCAAUUCUUUAUUGCAAAGGUGCACCUGAAAAUAUCAUCAGAAAUUGUAAUUGGUACCUUUCGAAAAAUGAAACGAAACCUUUAACAGAAGAACUCAAAAAUAUGAUCUGUGACAGAAUCAAAGGAAUGGGUAAAAGAGCACUUAGAACCUUAAGCUUUGCAUACAAAAAGUUGAAAAAAGCAGAUUUAAAUAUGACUAAUGUAGAUGGUUAUUUUAAAUUAGAAAAAGAUAUGGUUUACCUUGGAGGACUGGGAAUAAUCGACCCACCAAGGAAGUAUGUAGGAAGAGCUAUUAGCUUAUGCCAUUAUGCUGGAAUUCGAGUUUUUAUGAUAACGGGUGAUAAUAUGGAUACUGCUAAAGCUAUAGCAAAGGAAAUUAACAUACUAAGUAAUGAUGACACAGAUGAUGAGAGUGAACAGUAUCAGCGGGAAAAAUCAAAUCGGAAGAUGGACUUGUCUAAAGGAGGAAUUAGUGGAGGAGAGAAAAAAAGUAAAAGUAAUAAAUGCUGUUACAGUGGAAGAGAGUUUGAAGAUCUACCAAUAGAAAUUCAAAAAGACAUUUUGAAAAAUAAACAACGUAUUGUUUUCUGUAGAACAGAACCAAAACAUAAGAAACAAAUUGUUAAAAUUCUGAAAGAUCUUGGAGAAACUGUAGCUAUGACAGGUGAUGGUGUUAACGAUGCUCCUGCACUCAAGUCAGCUGAUAUAGGAAUAGCCAUGGGAAUCAACGGUACAGAGGUAGCUAAAGAAGCAUCUGAUAUUGUUCUAGCUGAUGAUAACUUCAACACUAUUGUCGAGGCAAUUAAAGAGGGAAGAUGUAUUUACAACAACAUGAAGGCAUUCAUUCGCUACCUCAUAAGUAGCAAUAUUGGAGAAGUAGCGUCCAUUUUUAUCACUGCCCUUUUGGGAAUUCCCGACAGCCUAGCCCCCGUGCAAUUGCUAUGGGUCAACUUAGUGACUGAUGGGCUCCCAGCCACUGCUCUUGGAUUCAAUCCCCCAGAACAUGACGUCAUGAAAUGCAAACCCAGACACAAGAACGACAAUUUGAUAAACGGAUUGACACUCCUAAGAUAUAUUGUGAUAGGAACUUAUGUAGGAAUAGCAACCGUUUCGAUAUUUGUAUACUGGUAUGUGUUCUACCCGGACUCAGACAAUCACACGCUUAUAAACUUUUACCAGUUAUCCCAUUACAAUCAAUGCAAGGCUUGGAGUACUUUUAAUGUCAACAGAGUUUAUGGAAUGUCAGAAGAUCCUUGUUCAUAUUUUUCCUCAGGAAAAGUCAAGGCAAGCACCCUAUCUCUAUCAGUCCUAGUCGUAAUAGAAAUGUUUAACGCCCUAAACGCUCUGAGCGAAUAUAACUCAUUGUUUAAAAUUCCUCCAUGGAGAAACAUGUAUCUUGUUUUAGCUACGAUAGGAUCACUGCUCCUACAUUUUAUGAUUUUAUACAUUCCUCCCUUGGCUAAAAUAUUUGGAGUAGUUGCACUGACAUCAUACGAUUGGUUUCUAGUUUUUUUGUGGUCCUUUCCUGUUAUUGUCAUUGAUGAAAUUAUCAAGUUUUAUGCGAAGAGACAAUUAAACAAGGGGUUGUCGUCAUCCACUAAGCAGAAGCUUGACUAA